This is a messenger RNA of Effrenium voratum, 201 nucleotides long. Lineage: Eukaryota; Dinophyceae; Suessiales; Symbiodiniaceae. The record is from the annotation of a GenBank genome assembly.
AUGGCCGCGGACUACCUGGAGAUUCCCAUGACAGCGGAGAUGACCGAUGAUGACAUCGACCGGGCGAUCCGCAUGCAUGAAGGCGACUCCUUGCCUGGCUUCCCUUCCCCGGACACCUUCGAGUUCCUGGCGCUGCCGCAUCUGCAGAAGAUCUCCAUCCCGGCAGUGGAGUGCGUGCACAAUGUGGCCUCCGCAUUGGAU